AUGAAACCAUCACCAAAGCUUUCCGAAGCUGAAACCGCGCUCGACCAAUCAAAAACCGAGCUGUCCAGCGUCCGGGAGGCCGCCGCCCGGGACCUCAGCUUCCAAGCAUCACGGGCAAAGGCUGAGGCAGCCCUCGCACGAGCCGACUCCGAGGCCACCCUAGCGCAGCUGGGAGAAGAGUACCGCAAGUUCCGGGAGAAGACCGUUGCCGAUGAGGAAGCCGGUGCGGCACGGCUCGAGUCGCUGCGGGAGGCGCUGGCCACAGAGCGCGACCAGCUGUCGGUCUUAAAGCGCGCGAGGGAGGAAGACGUCCGGCGACAGACGGCUGAGGCGGCGGCGGCCGCAGCGGCCGCGGACGCUAGUCUCGCAGAGGAGAGGGAACGGUUCCGGGUUUUCCGGGAGGAGGCUUCCGCCAGGGAGGAGGCCGAGGCGGAACGGGUCCGGUCGCUUCGGGAUGCCCUGACCGUCGAGCUGGAAAAGUCGUCGGCGUCCGCGACGGCGAGCGCGGCGGCUCAGAGACAGCUCGAAGACUCCCUGGCCGUGGUUCGCGAGGAGUUCCGCGCGUUCCGGGAAGCAGCUUCGGGGGUUAGUGAGGCCAAGCUCUCGGCGGUGGAGGAUGACCUGGCUGCCGAGCGCGAGCGGUCUGAGGCAAGCGAGGCAUCGAGAGAGCAGCUGGAAGCUGAACUCGCCGCGCAGGGGAAGGCCCUCGCCGAGGUGCGCGAGGAUUACCGACGUUUCCGCGACGGCUAUAUUCCGCUGAGGAUCAGGGACGAAGCACGACUGCAGACAGUACAGGGGGAAUUGGCGAGUGAGCAGGAGCUCAGGAAGGCCAGCGAGGCAUCGAAGGAGCAGCUAGAAGCCGACCUCGGGAAGCAGGGAGAGGCUCUCGCCAAAGAACGCGAAGACUUCCGCGUGUUCCGUGAGAACGCGGAGGGGCUGGGGGAGGGCAAGGACGCGCAGCUUCGGAAGGUGGAAGGAGAUCUAGCUGCUGAGCGGGAGCAGCAGGAGCUGGGCAAUCUUCGCGUCGCUUCCGCGGCGGCGGAAGCGGGGGGAGCGCAGGCAGCCAUGGCCACCCGGAAGCAGCAGCAGCAGCUCUACGGAAACGUGGGGUCCUCCGGGCGAAGCUCUGUCGGGAUGCCGGGGGCGGCGAGUAGACGGGAGAACGCGGUAGACAGCGAUGAUGAUGGUGCUGCUGUUGCAGGUGGGGACAUGACGCGGACGUUUUCUUUGUCUUCCGAGGAGGAGAUCGACUCGUCUGGGGAGAGCUCUGGACUUGGGGCUAUCGUCGAGGAGGCCGACAGCAGCGGCACGGAGAGCUCGGCAGCAGAGGAGGAAGAUUCGGAGAGCGAAGGGGAAGAAGGAGGGGGUGUGCCCGGCUACGGGGGCAAGAUGAGCGUAGUGCAGGAAGGGGACGAGGAGUCCGAGUCCGACGGAGGGAGAAGUAGCUUUGACGGUGUGCAAGAGGCAUUCGACAGGGCCGUCGAAAAUGAAGAGCUCUCGGCUGACGACGCAAAGGACGCCGGCUCCGCCGGCGCCGCCCGGCUGUCGCUGUCGCCCUUAGCACCCCGACUAGACUACUCCGACGACCGGCCAUCUGCCGACCCACCCGUAUCGGCUACCUACGCCGCCGCUGCCGCCAUGUUCGAUCGAAACAAAGGCCAGCAGGUCGGCGUCCACCGCGGUGGAAGGAGCACCUCCGCCCGCCGCAUCAGCAUGUCCCUCUCCCCGCGCCCGGCGGGAAGGCGGCCGAGGGGGGCCCGUGCUAGCGUGACUUCAGGUGUGGGGGGGUACCGCCCCGCCGGCAGUGGCGACAACGGCGGCGGUUGCGCCAAGAGCCUGUCGCCGUUGCCGCUCAGGGGCGGCAAGAAGUCGAGGGCCAGCUGGUCGCCCGGGGCAGGGUUGCUGCCGCACGCCGCCGCGCGGCUCGCCCAGUCGCCGCCGUUGAGCUGUCUGUCUCCUAUGGUGAGGCUCGCGCCCGCGGAUCACGGACUCGGGAGAGAGGGGAACACGGUGGUGCUGGAGCUCGGCGCGUGGAGGGUGAGGGCGGGGGUCGUGACGCCGUCCGGGGAGGAGGGUAAGUCGUCCUCGUACUUCGAUGACUUCCCCUGCUGCGUGGCGAGGCCUUCGAAGGAAGGAGCGGACCUGGGCGAGCUCGUUAACGGAGCGUCGUCGCUGGCGGCGCCCAUGUACUCCAAGUUCCGAGAGGAGGACACGGUAAGACUUGCGGACCACGCGUACGGCCUGCUUAAGCAGGAUUCCAGCCUGUCCCCGACGCUGCUCACGUACAAGCCCACGGCCACCGUGGACGAGGUGCUCGCUCUCGCAUCGGUUCUGCUAGAGGUCCACAGGGUUCCAGCGAUUCGCAUGGUAAACGAAGCGCAGCUGGCCGCUUUGGCCGUGGGCGUGAAGGUCGGCGUUAUCGUAGACAUCGGCGAGUCCGGGGUGUCGGUCACGCCCAUCUUCGACGGGUUCCCGGUGCCGCCGGCGGUGAGGUCGGAAUGUUGCGGGGGAGGGGACGUGACCAAGUUCCUGGACUACAUGCUGCUGAGCCGCACCAACGAGCACUUCAACCAGAUGACCGAUCGGAGACGGCUGGAGUACACCCGCGAGAUGAAGGAGGAGCACUGCUACGUGCCCCUGGACUUCGCGCUGGAGGUGGAAGAGUACGGGGCGUUCAAGCGGAAGGCCAUGCGGGUUUGCAAGGGGGCGCAGGCGUCGCCAAUGCUCUCCGGCUACGAGGCUUGCGACUCGAGAGACUUCAUCGACGAUACGGAUACGGACGAGGAGGUGACCAAGACCAAGACUUUCACUCUCAAGUCCGGGAGCGAGCUCGACGUCAAGAUCGGCCGGGAGAGGUUUCACGCCCCGGAGAUAUUGUUCACGGCAAGUCACCAUCCUGGGCUCUGGAACGAAGGAGGCGUGUCGAGGAGUCUCUCUCAGGUCGUGCUUGAUGCGCUAGCAGAGCUCGACUCUGACACCAAGGCAGACAUGCUCGACGACAUCGUGCUUGUGGGAGGCUCGGCUCGGAUGGAUGGGCUCGGCGACAGGCUGGAGGAAGACCUGAAGGCGAUGCUGCCGGAGUGGAUGAGCGAGAAGGUCGACGUUCGGGUGCCUGCCGCUGACGAGCUAAACCACAGGAACCGGACGUCGCGCGGCGAUCCCUCGGCGGUAACGGUUGGUGCCGAGAUCUUGCUGGAGGAGGGAGCCGGCAGCAACGACCACGGCACCAAGGGAGGCGACUGGAUCACCACGGCUCAGUGGGCCGAGACGCCGGAGGUAUUGACGAGAGCCCUCGUGCCUUUCCUCAGCGAAUGAGAGGACAGAGCCGCCCUGGCGCGGGGGGGUCAGAUGGUUUUUUUUUGUUUCGUUCUCGACAUGCGGUGUUAAGUCAGUAGCCUUUCGCAGAGUGUUUUCGUUUUUGUAAACAUGUUGAAUAAUGUGUGAAAUUGGAGGAAGUUGGGGUAGGUUUAGGGUUUGGGACUGCGUACCCCCGCUCCCUGUUCCAUUCCCUCAUCAACCUUAUUUGUCGCGAAGCCGGUCCUACGAGCUACUCGGAUGAACAUGCGUCGGUUCGAGAACGGGUACGUUUAAUGCCGAGGGGUGUUGAGUCGAAUCAUGUUGAGCCAUUCUGGAAGAGUGCACGGUCGUGCUUUUCGUCGUGGGGAGCCGAGAUGGACGCGCAUACGGUCCGGUCGUGCGUGCGUAGUAUCGAGGCAGGGUUUUGGGCCUUUUUCUCAACGCCGGGCGAAUGAAUUGAGCCCCCCGUUCACGGCGAGGGCCGUCUUCGGUGAUGCUUGCCGGAGGCGGGCCUUCGUUUGUGACACUUGUGAGAGAGAGAGGUGGAGCAAGGGGGUGUUGUGUUUUAUCGCCGCGGCUGACCAGAAAUGGUGCGUUGGGAACGCAUGCAUGCUCAAUGCAUCGCCUGGCCAGCGGCGAGAGAGAGUAGAAUAUUUGGCAUUUCGAGGUCGCAUCGUAUAUAUAUCGUCCGAGGGAGGACUCUAUCCCCCAGCGUGCCGUAUGCGCACCAAUGUUUUUUUUUUUUAGUGGUGUCCGGAGUCUUUCCGAGUACGAUGUGGGUAUGGCGUGCUUGGUCCUCAGCGUGGAAGGCACGGGGUGCACAGCCGUUGGUUGCAUGGCGCUAUCGGCUAUCGCGCCGUUACUGCCGCUGCUGCCGCUGCUGCUGCUGCUGCUGCUGCUGCGUGUUUUGUUUGUGAGCAUCGACCGCGUAAACCGGCUGACCAAUGAAAAUGCGUCAGUUCCGCUGUGUAUGUGUUUUCUUUGCCAUCGGUUAAGUCUCAGGUGAGCAAUAUCGUGUAGAGACGCAUUUUGCGGACGUUUUGGUCAACAGCGUGAUCGGGUGGGAAACAAAACGAUCCUCGAAACGGUUUUGCGAACCUGGAGACGAUACUGAUUGGUUGAAUAGUGGUAGUAUUUUACAGCCUUCGGGCACGAUGACGGCCUCGAACCUUGACGGUGCGACUUUUUUAUUGCACCGGGGUCUGCCUGUGCUAAUAUUUUCAUGUUCAUUCCUUUCCCUUAGCGUAAAAACUGUUGUGUUGGAGCGGGCACACGUGCUGGUGUUUGCCGAUGGCAACCCACACUUCAUGUGUAAAAUAGACGACUCUGCAUGCGUGUCGGGUAGAUGGAUGCGUCAAGAUGUGCGUGUUUUUAUUGUUUGCAUGGACUGCGCAAAAUGUGCUUGUGCAUGUGUUUUUAUUGUUGGCAUCGACCGCGCAAAUGUGCGCGCGCGGUUGUGUUUGCACCAUUCGGUGUGUGUUUGGCGUUCUGCUCAAACUCAGGUGGCAUGUAGCACACGCAGUUUGUUUUUAGGAUUUUUUUUCCGAUUGUCCGACCUUCUUCCCCACGGCGGUGCAUACCUUCGAUGUUUAACGCGGGAAGGGUCCAUCUAUCUUGGCAGCUCCUUCCCUCUUAUCGUGGUAGGGAACUCACGUUGCCCACGACAGGGUUGUUGGCAAUUGUUCGCUCCCUAGAAGAGUGAUCGAUCCUCGCAACCGGUUCCUUAGUAGGUUUGCCAGGAGACCCGCAACUUCAGGACGCCUCAAGUGUAGUUGCGUUCCGGUGAUAGCUCUCGCUUAACAGUCAGUGUAGUCUACGCAUUGUCUUUCUUGUGCUGUACCUUGUCAUAUUUGGUUAUCUUGUAGGUAGAAACUCGUCCAACGAAUUCGGCAAAGAGAUCCCCCCCUCCCCCUAAUCCCGUCAUCAAAUCAUGAUGGCUUAAGGCAAGCGUUUGGGAAUUGGACAUUCCCUGUGGUCUCGCCCAUCUGUGUGCAGUUUUUUAAUGAUGUGAAGAAGGAUGAGGAGUGGGGGUUGGAUUUUUUUGGGGCGGUGUACUCGUACAGUAGCC
Ectocarpus sp. CCAP 1310/34 is the source of this 5365-nucleotide messenger RNA. Lineage: Eukaryota; Phaeophyceae; Ectocarpales; Ectocarpaceae. The record is from the annotation of a GenBank genome assembly.